Nicotiana attenuata is the source of this 2459-nucleotide messenger RNA. RefSeq names its product probable inactive receptor kinase RLK902. Lineage: Eukaryota; Viridiplantae; Streptophyta; Magnoliopsida; Solanales; Solanaceae. The transcript has 2 exons. Bases 242 to 2173 code for a protein of 643 amino acids. The record is from RefSeq and is a predicted model, not a curated record. Gene Ontology annotation, biological process: protein phosphorylation. Gene Ontology annotation, molecular function: protein binding; ATP binding; protein kinase activity.
AUACAGCCGAAUCCAUCAAAUUCAUAGUACUUCUUUCCCAAUUCCCAACUAGUAUUUCUUUAUCUUCCCAGCUCACAAAACACACACACACACACACACACACACACAGUCUCCCUCUCUCUCAAAAAGUAAACCAUGAACAUGAUACCCACUCCUUAAGAACUGAGAAAAACACCAAAUCUGAAAUUCUGAAAUCUCAAAACCUAUUUGGGGUUUUGAGUUUUCCUGUUAAGGAAAAAAAAUGAGCUCAAAAAUCUUAAUUUUCUUCACCAUUUCAAUUUUCUUGAUUUUCCGGCGGACAACCUCAGACAUUGUUUCCGACCGGUCAACACUUCUAUCAAUCCGAUCUGCUUUACGUGGCCGUUCACUUUUAUGGAACAUAACAAGUCCAACAUGUUCUUGGCCCGGUGUUAUUUGUUCACCGGACAAAUCUUCAGUUCUCGAACUUCAUCUUCCCGGUAUGGGACUUUCCGGCCAAAUCCCACCUGGUCUUUUCUCAAAUCUUACUAAAUUAAACUUCCUUAGUCUUCGUUACAAUGCACUUUCCGGCGUAAUUCCGGCCGACUUAUUUUCUCCAUUAAAAGACUUGAAAAACUUGUACCUUCAGCAUAACCUCUUUUCCGGUCCGGUUCCUGAUUCAAUUUUCAGUCUUUCUAAUCUUGUCCGGCUCAAUCUUGCUCAUAACAAUUUCUCCGGUCCAAUCCCUUCUUCUUUCAACAAUUUGACUGGUUUGGGUACACUUUACUUGCAGGAUAAUGGGUUUUCGGGUCAAAUACCGGAUCUGAAUUUACCCGGUUUAGUUCAGUUCAAUGUGUCAGAUAAUCAGUUAAAUGGGUCAAUUCCUAGUAAACUUUCGGGUCAACCCAAGGAUUCUUUUUUGGGUACUUCACUUUGUGGGAAGCCACUUAAUUCCUGUGAUAAUAAUAAUGGAGAUGAAGGGGGAAAAGAGAAGAAACUUUCUGGUGGAGCAAUUGCUGGAAUUGUAAUUGGUUGUGUUAUUGGUUUGAUUUUGAUUCUUUUAUUACUGUUCUUUUGUUGUUGUCGGAAAAAGAGCAACAAAGAAACAACAAGAUCUGCUGACGUGGCAGGUGUUAAAGAAGUAGGAAUUGAAAUUCCUGAAGAAAAGGGUGUUGAGAGUCAUGGAGGAAAAGAUGGAUUUUUGGGUAGUGCAAUUGCAGCUAUAGGAGUUGGAGGGGGUAAUAAAGAUAAAGGAAAAGCUGAGGCAGUUGUUGGAAAUGGAAAAAGUUUAGUAUUUUUUGGAAAAAUGAAUAAAAGUUUUGAUCUUGAUGAUUUGUUGAAAGCUUCAGCUGAAGUUUUAGGAAAAGGGACAUUUGGUACUGCUUACAAGGCUGCAUUAGAAUCAGGGAUUACAUUGGUUGUGAAAAGAUUGAGGGAUGUAACUGUACCUGAGAAAGAGUUUAGGGAAAAGAUUGAAGAAGUUGGAAAAUUGAAUCAUGAGAAUUUAGUACCUUUAAGAGCUUAUUAUUAUAGUGGGGAUGAGAAGCUUCUUGUUUAUGAUUAUAUCUCAAUGGGAAGCCUUUCUGCACUUUUACAUGGCAACAAAGGAGCAGGUAGGACACCAUUGAACUGGGAAACAAGAGCUGGCAUUGCUCUUGGAGCUGCACACGGGAUUGCCUAUCUUCACACACAAGGCCCCUCCGUUUCACAUGGCAACAUUAAGUCGUCUAACAUCCUCCUCACCAAAUCAUACGAGGCCCGUGUUUCAGAUUUUGGUCUUGCUCAACUUGUCGGUCCAUCAUCAACUCCUAACCGCGUUGCAGGUUACAGGGCACCAGAGGUAACCGACCCUCGUAAAGUCUCCCAAAAAGCAGAUGUCUACAGCUUUGGCGUCUUGUUAUUGGAACUCCUAACGGGAAAGGCCCCCACCCAUUCGUUAAUGAAUGAGGAAGGCGUAGACCUACCAAGAUGGGUGCAAUCAGUCGUACGAGAAGAGUGGACAGCUGAAGUCUUUGACCUCGAACUCCUUAGGUACCAAAACGUCGAGGAGGACAUGGUUCAGCUCUUGCAACUUGCAGUUGAUUGCACUGCUCAGUACCCGGACAGACGCCCUUCAAUGGCCGAGGUCACUAGCCGCGUUGAAGAACUCUGCCGUUCUAGCUUCAUGGAUUCUGGAGCUGACACAAUUGACAAUGCAGAAGUGGAAACUGCAUGAAAUUGAUCAAGAAAAUAGUUCCAUCACAUUAUUUCCUUUUUUUCCCUUUUUUUUAACGUUUUCGAUUGAGCAUUUUAAUUUCUCUGUUCAUUCUUGGAGAUUCUUCAGUGAAGAUCAAUUGUUCAUUUUUUUUUUCUGGAUUUAAUUUUCUGUAGCAACAAAGUUUCAGUAAGAUCUGGUUGGCAGUUGAAGUGGGGUUGGUUUUUAGAUAUUAAUGUAUUCUUUUUUAAAGGGUGUGAGAUGUAUAAAUAAUUGAGAUGACCUUCUAGUUACAACUCAUUGCACA